UGUGCCUUUCCUAUAUUUUGGCGCUAGUAAACUAUUAUUAGUUCCUGAAACAGUGUGUAAUUAUUGAUUCGGGACUAACGUUUCUUAAGUUUUUUGAAUGAUGAGGGUAUCUCCGGAGAAGGAUUCGAAUGAGGCUUCGUCGAGCAGUAAGACAUACAUUAGGCACAGAGUGCAAAGCUAUGUUGAGGGAGUUGACACAAGUCGUGAAAAUUACGAAACAUAUAUACCAGCCGAGGAUCAGGCGGAUUUUGUAGAUAAGGAGACUGUUGAAGUCGUCGAGGAGGUCAUCGAGGUUUCCAGCAUUACACGCGGUUUAAUUGCCGAAACAGUUUUGGGUUACAUAUGGUGGUCUCUUAUACAUGCUGUGGGAGCAAUGAUAUGGUUCUAUCCACUCAAUGAACUUGAGAUAUCAGGAUAUGAGGCUUUUGCAGUUGUUCUUCUUUCUCCUAUUAUUACAAAAAUUUCAUUCAUAUCAAGAUUCAUAUCAUCUCCAGUAGGACUUACUGUUGUGAGAUUAUGCUCUAUGGUUGGUGUAAUCUCAUUUCAGGCCCCAACAACGUUUUCUCGUUUGAUACUGCUCAUGUUCGGAUGUGGAAAUGCGAUGCUGUGGUUGUGUGGUUCCUGGUGGUCAACUUCACCAAGAGAACGAACCCUUUCGUUCUGGGGAACUAUCCUUGGAUUUUUUGCAAUGCUGUCUCUAAGAAUAUGUUAUGUCUCGUUAAAUCCAAUUUGGUGGAGUCCAACAUUUAACACAGCAACCUGUAUUGCUGGCAUUGUUAUGACGAUAAGCCAAGCCGUAUUUAUCUCGGGCGACAGUUGUGUGGUAAAGACAAAAAAAAGUAUUGACAUAAGUUGGCACCAAUGGCUACGUAUUAGUGUCGGAUUUUCCGCAAUGUUUUGGCUGACGCAUUGGGUGUUUGGGGAAGUAUCACUUGUUUCACGUUGGGCUGUGACUGGCCUUCCCGAAUCUGGACCAAACCCAAAUCCAUGGGGUAUUGCCGUUCUGAUUGGCUUAAGUUUCGGUAUCAUGCUUUCUCCUAACGAUUGGACGAAGUCGUUCGUUUGGUGGUUAAUUGGUUCGGCUGGGGCGGCAAUGUUAUACCGCUUACCUACACACUGGUCAUUCGUUGGCGGGAUUAUCCUAGCGGUCUAUCUCAUGUCGAUCUGGCCGUUAAUGGCGGAUAAGUUGGCGCGCUGCAAUCCUGGUUCAACGUUACCGCUUGCCAUGGGACUAUAUAUUGUCUUGAUUUUAGCAUCUGUUUGGGUUGUGGCGUUCAACUUCGUACCAGGCGGAGAAUUCACACGUGAAAGAACGGGCACAUUGAUGGCUAUUACGAUGCUAUUAAUUGGUACUGGCAUUGCUACAAACGUGCCUCUUCUUGAGACAAAGAGCAAGAAUGGACCAAAAUCAAGUUCGAAAAUGGUAUUUUUGAAAUUACACGGAGACCGAUUGCUAUUUUUUAAAACAUACGUCAAGAUAGGUUUGAUAUUUAUUCUCAUCGGUGGCUGUGCAGCAAUGUUAUUGCGUUGCAAUUCCAUGAAAUAUAACACACCUAGUCAGGGCGAUGAAAAGAAAUUCUCAGCGGCCGUGUGGACUGUUCACUUUGGAUACGAUAAUCAGGGCUGGCCGAGUUAUGAAAGAGCUGCACUGAUGUUAAAUGAAACUGGAGCGGAUGUCAUAGGCCUGCUUGAAAGUGACUGUUCAAGGCCGUAUCUUGGUAAUAAUGAUCUCACCAUGUGGCUGGCGGAAAGGCUGGGGAUGUACUCGGAUUUUGGACCCUCAACCAGAGAUCACACGUGGGGUUCUUUGAUCUUAUCAAAAUAUCCCAUUGUGAAAUCCUCUCACCACUUGCUUCCUUCCCCAGAAGGAGAGCUAGCCCCUGCACUUAGUGCUAGUGUCAAUAUCUCUGGUCAGCUGGUGGACUUUGUUGUAGUACAUAUGGGAAAUGAUGGGGAUGACCUGGAUCGGAAGCUACAAGCUCAAGAGCUGGCACGCAUCAUGGAUGAAAGUCAUAACCCAACAGUUUUCUUGGGCUACGUCACUUCCGCUCCUGGUAGUCGGGAUUAUCAUGUCUUACUUAAUAAUGGUAAAAGGAAGGAUAUAGAUCCCAGCGAUAAAGAGCGAUGGUGCGAAUAUAUCAUGUAUGAUGGAUUGAUAAGACAAGGCUAUGCUAGGAUUUCUCACGCAGGAUUGAGUGAUACUGAGGUUCAAAUUGCAAAGUUUUUAAUACCAGAUGAUCCCAAAAACUACUCGGAUAAUCAGCGAACUACGACGGUUGAAAGUGAGGUGCCUGAAAUAUCGCGGUUUUCUAAUCGGUUUGGAAACUUCUUCAGAGGUCACUAUUAUGCAUGGCAGCAUCAUUUUCACAUGUCUACACCGAAGUACUUCCUGUAGUCACAAUAUAGUGCUAUUGCUACAAUACAACAUGGUUAAUAUUACGGACAGCAAAUUCAUGAUGGAAUAACAAUAGCAAAAAAUGUAAGUUCACCUGUGCUCAGAGCGUCGUCGAAAUUGAACACCAUUCGGUGAAAUCCGUUCCGUGCAAUUACCGUUAUAAAUUGCACUCCACACCACUGCGCAGUAGGCAACUUUUCUUUCAUAUUGAGCUUGCUUUAAUGAGUUAAAUCGUCUAUAAUAAAAUACGGCACUGAACGGUUUAAUUUCUAUAUUAUUCAUGCAUUUAGGACGUAUCUAUUAUUAAUGCUUGCAAAUAAUUUAAAUUGAAGCCUAAUUUUCAGCGCGGAAAUGAUAUGUCGUAAAUGUUAUUCGACACAGAAAGGCCGAAAAACCAAAUCGUUAUAAUAAAUACAAUUUUAGACAGAGGGCAUUGGAGAUGCUCACGGAUCUAAUAGUAUAUACUUGUGCGAUAUCGAGCACUUUGUAGUGACUAUCAAGAUUGAAUAGCGAGAUUUAAAAAAAAUUAUACACGUUUUUAUUAAUUAACGGGCUGGUGUGUAGACGUUAAUUAAAUCCGAUUGCCUUGUAUUUUCAGGGUAUCAAAGCACGAAUUGCAUUAAAUCAUAAAUGCGCCAAAUGUAAAGAUUUGGGGACUAAAGUGUUAAGGAAAUACAAGUAAAAACACAUUAAAUCACUUGAUAAGAAAAUAAGAAAAUUAGCCACUAAGCAAUAACCAAGAAUUUAGAAUCACCAAUAUCAUGCAAGAAGAAUCAAUGUUAUCAGUCAGUUUUUUUAGAAACAGCGCGCUGCAUAACAUAACCUUAUUCAUUAUAUUAAAAACUAUGACCAAAUAGUUAACGUGAUAUAUUGGCACAGGGCUGCCGCCUUUUGCACCUUUAUAAGCGGAGGGCAGUGGGUGCUGCUUCCCCGUGGCUGCGGCGUCCCCGUAUCUGCGACGCAUGCAGUAUUGCACUGAAGUGAAGUGGUACGAAAUACACAAGUUACAAACUAUGCUAUUUUUUCUGACAAGGGUAUUGAGCUCUCGUUUGAUGUAUAUUAUGUUACGUUUUGUUCUUAUUCCUUAAUUUUGAAGAUUGAAGAAGUGUAUUAGACAACAAACUUACUGUUAACCGGUUCAGCAUAAUCUAUGUCGGCUUUAUUAUGAUGUUUCUAUACUCGCAUGCAUACUGCACAUGCAUAAUAUCAGUGCAAUCUUUCGAGCACGUAAUGCAGGCCUGAUGUAUACGUAACGUCCUGUGUGAAUGUUCCGUAUAGAGAACUACUAUACAGUAUAAAUAUCCUUGCAUCAUAGGGGGUUA
Messenger RNA from Dendronephthya gigantea, 3717 nucleotides. RefSeq names its product PGAP2-interacting protein-like. Lineage: Eukaryota; Metazoa; Cnidaria; Anthozoa; Malacalcyonacea; Nephtheidae. The record is from RefSeq and is a predicted model, not a curated record. Gene Ontology annotation, biological process: GPI anchor biosynthetic process. The coding region runs from base 98 to 2395 and encodes 765 amino acids. Gene Ontology annotation, cellular component: endoplasmic reticulum. The transcript is spliced from 14 exons.